Molecule: messenger RNA, 1213 nt
Organism: Oryctolagus cuniculus (rabbit)
Lineage: Eukaryota; Metazoa; Chordata; Mammalia; Lagomorpha; Leporidae
Gene: STMN1
Product: stathmin 1
Biological process (GO): neuron projection development; regulation of microtubule polymerization or depolymerization; microtubule depolymerization
Cellular component (GO): cytoplasm; neuron projection
Molecular function (GO): tubulin binding
Source: RefSeq, a predicted model, not a curated record
GACCUCCCCGCAUGUGACUAAGCGGCCUGUUCCUGCAGCCCGGAGCAGCCCAGGAGAGAGAUGGGGCCUUCGAAACACACAUCACCGGUGAUUCCAGGGCCGUUGUGUGUGGGGCUGUUCGUCCUCUUCCCCAGAGAUGACACUUUCUGGGGACAGAAGAGUUGUCUCCUCCCUCUGGCCCUGUCUGCUGCUUUGUGCAGUGGCUUGAGGAUGCCAUCCCGGGCUCCCGGCUUCCGGAAAGACAGGUUGAAAACCCAGCUACAAGGGCUUCCCUCACCACCGGAUUCUGUAGCGUACACUGCCAGUCUCUUGUCUUCCUUCACCAUGGCGUCUUCUGAUAUUCAGGUGAAAGAACUGGAGAAGCGUGCUUCGGGCCAGGCUUUUGAGCUGAUUCUCAGCCCUCGGUCAAAAGAAUCUGUCCCGGAUUUCCCCCUUUCCCCUCCGAAGAAGAAGGAUCUUUCCCUGGAGGAGAUUCAGAAGAAAUUAGAAGCUGCUGAAGAAAGACGCAAGUCCCAUGAAGCCGAGGUCUUGAAGCAGCUUGCCGAGAAACGGGAGCACGAGAAAGAAGUGCUGCAGAAAGCGAUAGAAGAGAACAACAACUUCAGCAAAAUGGCGGAAGAGAAACUGACCCACAAGAUGGAAGCUAACAAAGAGAACCGAGAGGCCCAGAUGGCUGCCAAGCUGGAGCGUUUGCGAGAGAAGGAUAAGCACAUUGAGGAAGUGCGGAAGAACAAAGAAUCCAAAGACCCCGCUGAUGAGACUGAAGCUGACUAAGUUCUGAGAAUUGACUUUCUCCCCUUCCCCUUCCUAAAUAUCCAAAGACUGUACUGGCCAGUGUCGUUUCAUUUGUUCCCUCCUGACAAAUACCCUAGCAGCUGAUGUAGGACUGUAUAGGUAGACCCGACCGUAAGAUGUUGUUUUAGGGGCUAAGGGGAGAAACUGAAAGUGUUUGACUCUUUUUCUAAAGUGUUGGUCUUUCUAAUGUAGCUAUUUUUCUUGCAUCUUUCCUACUUCAGUACACUCGUGUACUGGGUUAAUGGCUAGUACUGUAUUGGCUCUGUGAAAACAUGUUUGUGAAAAGAGUAUGUAGUGGCUCCUUCCGAACCGUUAGAUGCUGAUUAUCUGUUCACUCUUCAAUCCCAAUUCUGUCCCCAUCUUACCAGAUGCUACUGUACUUGAAUGGUUAAUAAAGCUGCACAGUGCUGUUGGUGGC